AUGCCGUCUUUUAGGACACUACAUCGAAUACGUCAACAGUUAUUUGGGGACGCGGUGCUUAUCGACGACGAGGCUGCGCUGGGGUCCGACUCAACAAAACCCGAGAAGAGGGUUAUUGGACAUGCAGCAACUGAGGAUCUGUCGCAUCGGUGGACAGUCGCCAAUACCAACAACGGCCUCGUCAAGCUCCCGACGGAACUCCAUAUGAUGAUUAUGGAGCAACUCACCUUUGGACAGGUUGAGUCUCUGCGACGGACGUGCCGGGCCCUCCGAGGCCGCAUUAGCAAGCCCGUUAUCCGCGAGGUGUUUCCAGGCAUCAAGUUUGAACUCUUGUCGACUUGCUACCGGUGCCUCUGCUACGACCCCCUCAGGGAUACGCUGAUCCGGGCCGACGAGUCGGACGCCCGGUAUCCCUUGGCCAGCGAGUGCCUCGACUGCGUCGCCGCGAGGGGAGGCUUCAUGGUCGGACGCAGGUACACCCUUGGGACGUGGGCGAGCGUCUGGGUGUGCCGGUACUGCGGGUAUCCCGUCACGUCCGGGGCAGCGUGGAACGAACCAGAGUUUCACCGCGCCUGCUACAGGAGGUUUCACUGGAUGCUCUUUUACUUUUUCCUCGUGGGGAUAGCGCAGGCUUUCGUGACGAUUAUAGGGUCGGCGCUGUGCUGGGGGUAUUAUAACAAGGAGAAGUUGGUUCUGGCGCCUACGAUUGUAAGUAGUCCUUAUGUCCGAGUACAAACUCUGGCGACGCCACCGACCGGGCCAGUCGCCGGUGCAACGGGUUCUGAGCAAGACUGCCGCCAUCUUGGUCUUUUGGACGUACCCGCAGAGCGUGGAGCAAAAGUAUCCGGGGAAAUGGUGGUUGACGAGGCGAGAGCUACAGCACGUCUGAUCCCCAACAAUACUAAGCGGAGAAAGAAAGAAACUGUCACAAAAUCCGGGGGUUGA
Messenger RNA from Fusarium vanettenii 77-13-4, 945 nucleotides. RefSeq lists its product as uncharacterized. Gene Ontology annotation, molecular function: protein binding. The record is from RefSeq and is a predicted model, not a curated record. The coding region runs from base 1 to 945 and encodes 314 amino acids. Lineage: Eukaryota; Fungi; Ascomycota; Sordariomycetes; Hypocreales; Nectriaceae. The transcript has 2 exons.